Phytomonas sp. Hart1 is the source of this 213-nucleotide messenger RNA. The record is from the annotation of a GenBank genome assembly. Lineage: Eukaryota; Euglenozoa; Kinetoplastea; Trypanosomatida; Trypanosomatidae.
AUGGUCCCUCUGAUGGCUCACCACGCGCUUCCUAUCCUAACAAGGUUGCCAUAUCUCUGCAAGGGCCACAGAAUUAUGGGCCUCAGGUCGAUUACGCCGGUCUUGAGUCGUACGGCGCCAGCAUUGGUAUGGGCUCGCGACACGGCAGUUUUGCUGGGCUCCGCGGUGGGGAAAGCCUUUACCGAGGCCCCAUUGGCACUGUCCCUGUUAUGA